AGUCAUGGCGUCGGACAGGCGGGAGCGUUGGAAAUUUGUCUGCCUGUUAGCAGUGGUGUUGCCGGCUCUCGCGCGCUGCGAAGGAAACCAAGUCGUUCUCCUGGACACAACGACAGAAAGCAUCCUGAACUGGACGCGGUAUCCUUACGGUCCACAGGCGAGAACACCGGGGUGGGUAGAGGAGAGCUUCACCAACUUCGAGCAAGGCAUCAACUGGCGGUCGUACGUGGUGUGCGACGUGGCCUACGAAAACGUGAACAACUGGCUGUGGACGCCGUUCAUCGAGCGUGGCCCCGCGCACCGCAUCUACAUCGAGCUCAAGUUCAGCAUGCGCGACUGCAACCUGUUCCCGGGCAUGGCGCUCUCGUGCAAGGAGACCUUCUCGCUGCUCUACUACGAGUUCGACGCGGCCACGCGCGAGCCGCCGCCCUGGGAGCCGGAGUCGUACCGGCCCGUGGACCGCAUCGCCGCCGACGAGGGCCGCUUCACCUCCAACGCCGAGGUGAUCAUCAACACCGAGGUGCGCUCUGUGCCGGUCACCAAGAAGGGCGUCUACUUCGCCUUCAGGGACCAGGGCGCCUGCCUCUCGCUCAUCGCCGUCAAGGUGUACUACAUGGUGUGCCCGAACGUGACCACCUCCCUGGCCCACUUCCCGGAGACGCCGACGGCGAGCGAAGUGACGGCCAUCGUGGCCACCGAGGGCCAGUGCGUGGCCAACGCCCGGGUCUCCCAGGCGCCGCCGCGGAUGCUGUGCAAGGGCGACGGCAACUGGACCCUGCCGUCGGGGGGAUGCGCCUGCCUGCCGGGCUUCAGGGCCGUCGGGAGCUCCUGCCAGAUGUGUCCCCCCAGCACAUUCAAGCCAAGCUCGGGAGAUGGGCCGUGCCUGCGUUGCCCUUCAUACAGCAUCGCGCCUCAGGCGGGCUCCACAGAGUGCCGCUGCAAAGAUCGCUACUUUAGGUCUCCCACUGACCCCAAGACUAUGCCUUGCACUCAACCUCCUCGGGCACCUCAGAACCUGAGUGCAAGCUGCGUGGACCAGUCUUCGGUGACGCUGAGCUGGCAGGCACCUUCUCACCAGGGCGGCCGAGAAGACACCACGUACCGCGUCGUCUGUGACAUGUGCAGUCCCAGCGUCACAUUCUCACCUGCCCGGCAAGGCUUCAAUGAGACCAGUGUCACGGUCACUGGUCUACGGCCCGUGACCGCUUACCGGUUCCAAGUGUAUGCUGAGAAUGGUGUAUCGGGCUUUGACAAGGGCCAUUACGCCGAGAUCACCGUCAAGACCGAUGCCCUUGUGCAAUCGGUCAUCUCCAACGUGCGUGCGAAGGCCAUCAAGAGUACGGAGGUGCUGCUGGCCUGGGACGCCCCCCAGGACCCGUUCCCAGAGGUGGAGCGCUACGAGGUGCGCUUCUUUCCCCGCAAGUGGGCCAAGAACGAGACGGUGCUGCAGUCGCACAAGCUCCAGCUGGCCGUCACGGGGCUGCGUUCACGCAGCGAGUACGGCUUUCAGGUGCGCGUCAAGACCACCCGGGGCUUCGGCGAGUACAGCGACACUGUCUACCUCACCACCGGCCAGUACACCCACAGUCCCGCUCUGGUGGGAGAUGAAGACAAGGUUCAAGUCCGCAUCAUUGCUGGCGCCACUGUCGCUGUCGUCAUUCUAGUCAUCAUCGUCAUUGUGAUGAUCAUCCUCUACAUCAAACGGAGUUCAGACGACUGCAACAAGAAGCAACCCAGUGAUUGUGAUACCCUCGAAUACCGUAACGGGGAAGUAGUGCCAGCUUUGGAACAUCCUCCCAUAGUUCAAACAGCACGGCUGACGACGCCCCUGUUCACCCACUGCACCGGCGCCGCUUCGAGAGCCUAUGUUGACCCCCACACCUACGAGGACCCCAACCAGGCAGUGCGCGAGUUCACCAAAGAAAUCGACGCACUCCAUAUCACCAUCGAGGCCAUUAUUGGCGGUGGGGAGUUUGGCGACGUGUGUCGCGGCAAGCUCAAGUGUCCUGGCCGGCCUGAGGUCACAGUUGCCAUCAAGACUCUGAAGCCAGGGUCCUCGGACAAGGCUCGCAUGGACUUCUUGACCGAAGCCAGCAUCAUGGGCCAAUUUGACCACCCCAACGUCAUCUUUCUUCAAGGAGUAGUCACCAAAAGUAACCCCAUCAUGAUUAUCACCGAGUACAUGGAGAAUGGAUCGCUCGACACCUUCCUGAGGGCCAAUGACGGGAAAUUUCAAGUUAUUCAGCUGGUUGGAAUGCUCAGAGGAAUUGCAGCUGGCAUGCAAUACCUUGCGGAAAUGAAUUAUGUUCAUCGGGACUUGGCAGCCAGGAACGUGCUCGUCAAUGCCAAUCUCGUGUGCAAAAUUGCCGACUUUGGCUUGUCACGUGAGAUCGAAAGUGCAACCGAAGGAGCGUACACCACCAGGGGUGGAAAGAUCCCCGUGCGGUGGACUGCCCCCGAGGCCAUCGCGUUUCGCAAGUUCACUUCGGCGAGCGACGUCUGGAGCUUCGGAAUUGUGUGCUGGGAGGUGAUGUCUUACGGGGAGAGGCCAUACUGGAACUGGUCCAACCAGGAUGUCAUCAAGAGCAUCGAGAAGGGCUACCGGCUGCCAGCACCUAUGGACUGCCCGGAAGCUGUGCACCAGUUGAUGCUGGACUGCUGGCAGAAAGAUCGGUCCCACAGGCCUCAAUUCACGAACAUCGUAAAAACACUGGACAAGCUCAUACGCUGCCCCGAAAGCCUACGAAAAAUUGCUCAGAACAGGCACCAGAACCCACUAGACCCCAAUGCGCCGGACAUGACGCAGUUCAAGACGGUGGAGGAGUGGCUGUGCAGCAUCAAGAUGACGCGCUACCUCGAGAGCUUCCAGCGGAGCGGCUUCUCCAGCAUGGAGGCCGUCUCCCGGCUCACGCUCAAGGACCUCACUGCGCUGGGCGUGGUCUUGGUGGGCCACCAGAAGAAGAUCAUGAACAGUGUGCAGACGCUGCGGGCGCAGAUGAACGCCACCAUGUCGGACGGCUUUCUCGUUUAGGGAGAACGGCCCUCCGUAGGGACAAACAAACGGACCGCUUUGAUCUCGCACCAACCCUAACUUAAAGAGGCAAGCUCCGAGGAGGGAGGAGAAAAAAAGCCUUAAGAGAAAAAGGCGUCGGCAAACAAAAACACGAGUGCGCAUUGCUAUGCAACACGUUGCAACGAGUUUGCGUCGACCUGUGUUCCGCGGCUAAGGAGGGAACCUGCGUGUGUAAAUAUUUGUGAACAUCUUUUGCAUAUCAUGGCAACGAGCGGGCGGAGAGACACACUCGUCUCGUGUGCCCCAUUCCCGUUCUGCAUAUCACAUCGACCUGUGCGUGUGUGAGUGCGUGCAUCGUCCUGUCCUCGUCCUCGUCGACCGAAGACGGCGGGCUGGAGGAAGAUGACGGAAAAAAGUGGACGUCCGCAUUUGUCGGAGGUUCGCACCGCUCCAUAUCAGACUGCCUCUUUUUUCUGUUUUUUUUUUUCUUGCUGGGUGUUGUUUAUUUUCAAACUUUUAAAAAACUCGAUUGUGUGUUGAAGCUCACUUCAGCUUGUGAUGUUGACAUUCUCUAGUAUAGAAACUGUGGUUCAAUUAUUUUUUUUUUAACUGCUAUUAUUAAGCAGUGCAAACAGUGACUCCUGUUGAGCUGGAGUUUGAUUAAUGUUCCCAUUCCUGUUCAUUUUUUUUUUCUUUUCCGCAUUGGAUGGAACAACAUUUAGGGUGGUUUCUUCACGUUUUAAUUUGAGACGGCGAAGGGUUUUAAGGAAGUCAUAGCAGGAUCAUGGGCUCUCCUUGGAGCCCGAGUGACCUGCCAAUCCGAAGGCAUCAUCCACUGCCGUUACGCGGGACGCCCAUUUCUGUCUGAGAAACAUUUUCGGCCAGAGGCGCCCCACUUGCUCGGGCCGUUUGUACGACUGUGAAGGGGCCCUACCCAUGCUGCUAGGGGCUCCCAGUAACUGUUGUCCUCCCUCAGAUUUCCUGUCCCUACUUGUGCCAUCUGCUACUUAGGUGCUUCAUACAUUAUGCAAAGUCAUGCUCCAGAGUGUUUGUCUUUGAUUAUGUUCCUCUUGUUGACGUUGCCACAACAAUGUGCAACUUUGUUUCCUUUUCCAAACAGUUCUGCCGCAUGUUUAAGAGUCCUGUACCAUUGCUCAAGGAAUAAGCAACUGAAGUGCUAAUGUACACAGAUGCAAUUGAAGAUGUAUGCUGACUCUUUGUAGCAUUCCCACAAACGAGGCCGCGUCCCUUUCCCAAAGAGCGCUUUCCCCUGUUCUCGCAUCGUGAUCGCAGCAACGAAACACAAUCCAAGGACUCGGCAUCUGGAACAAUAUUCCACUCAUGCCCCAGCUGAAGAGUGUUUUUCUGGGUCGAGGGUUAGAAUACCCUUUAAAGGCGAUUAGAAUUGGACUUUUGAAGGCCGUUAAACAUUCAGGCUUGUUCUACCUAGGUGUAAAUGCAGGCAAAAUGCUCAACUUUAGUAGAAUUGGAAUCUGACUUGCUGUGUUGCAGGCAGGCUUUGUAUCUUUGUCGGAAAAAAAGCCUUCAGAAGCUUGCUAGGUUGUUUCUAGAAACAAUAUGGGUAACAUAGAAGCAUGCUGAUCUGAUGACUGCAUACCGUAGGUGAAAGAGUCUGUUCUAUCGAAGAACGCAGGUUCAAACAACUUGCAUUCUCUGCGUUCCUGAUAAGCUGCAGAAGACAGAUGAAACAGAAGUUGGCACCUAAAACUUGCAAUGAGCCUCUAAAUUUUAGAGCUUCAAAGCCACCUAGCUUUGAUCUAAAGACAUAUAUUUUGCAAUUCAUUUGGCCUCAUUGUAUACCAUUGUUUCUCAAUAAUGCAGCACUCCGUCCUGUAUCCAUCGACAAAUCUAUUCUGUUUUUUUUUAUGCGGAGGAUAAACGUUUGGGUUUAAUAGAAGGUAGCAUUGGUCAGGAAAGUGCACCGCUAUAAUAUUUCAGUUUUCUAUUGAUAUACGAAGUCAUCAAAUUUGUUUUUAUUUUAUUCUCCUAUGAAUUUUUUUAAGGUGAACUGCGAUUUGAUGUGAAACUUAGGCAUUGCCUGUUUUUCUUCUAUUGCACAUUAUCUUUUCGUAUAAAUGGGUAUUGAAUCAGACUGUUGCCAUUGGUGUGAGAGUAAAACAUUUCCAUUUGAUCAAUGACAGCCGCCAUUGUGCGAGAUGCAUUGCUAAGCCUGCUGGUGCAAUACCAGUUGAGUGAGACGCGAUUAUUCUUUGAGCAGCUCCAUUCAGCUCUUUUCCUUUGGGUUGCAAUAGUAGCACGAGUGGCUUCUGGAUGUUCUGUAGAGCCUUUGUGUUCUUCCGAGCAUCGUAUUUGAGUGGACGGUUAUUUAUUUUGAGUAAUGCAGCGAGGGUUGCUGUUGGUGUCAAAGAGUUGUUGUAAUAUAAAACAAGUAUGUGGAGUGCGGCUGCGAAGAGAUAGACCUGUAUUAUAAAUUCCCCAAUUAUGCUCCGUGGUGAGGCGGAGAGUGUAAAUGUUUUAUAUAUCGUUAUUUUCUUGUGUCGGUGGCCGUUAUAGUCAGACUUCUACACGACGUCAGGGUGUGUGACAGGUCUCUUAUAGUGUCAUUCAACUUUUGGUUGCUUUUUUUUUUUUGUCUCAUUCUUAUACGUACGUACCCCCAUCCUGUAAAAAAAAACGACAAACAAAAUGCAUGUCUGAAAAGGAAACGAACGGUGAAAUAAGGUCGCCUGAAUUGACAUUGGUUCAGGCAUUCAGUAGGCAGAUGUGUGGACUUGAGCACGCCUAGUCACUCUUCUUUGCAUGCAUCACUGUGGUUAUUUUACUUUCUGUUGUUUUCCAAUUGUAUGUAUGUGUUGUAUAUGAUCACCAGGUGGAUCAGAAUUUCUGCACUUUUUUCUUUAGUUUCCAGCAUCUUUUUCACCUUCCAGAAGCAACCUAGCUCUCCACUUUUCUUCUACAGUUCUUGAGCUUGUUUGUGUUCCUGUUGGUUUAGGAAGGCCUUAGGUGAGUGGCCAUCAUCCUUUACAAGUUCUGCAAGUUCAACUGCGCCUGCCUCGCUUUUAAGUUAUGAACCUCCACAUGGACUGUGCUAGGUUACACUUAAUGAAUGCUUUCGGAAUGUUGGCGCAACUCCGUGCUCCCAAUCUGUACAUUACAUGCAUAUAUGAGUAUAAUUGUGCCCUGUGGGACAUUCUAAAAAGCUCUUUCAUUAAUAAAAUUAAUUUUUAUGGA
Molecule: messenger RNA, 6226 nt
Organism: Ixodes scapularis (black-legged tick)
Lineage: Eukaryota; Metazoa; Arthropoda; Arachnida; Ixodida; Ixodidae
Gene: Eph
Product: ephrin type-B receptor 2
Exons: 16
Coding region: 5-3031 (1008 amino acids)
Biological process (GO): cell surface receptor protein tyrosine kinase signaling pathway; protein phosphorylation; axon guidance
Cellular component (GO): plasma membrane; neuron projection
Molecular function (GO): ATP binding; transmembrane-ephrin receptor activity; protein binding
Source: RefSeq, a predicted model, not a curated record